This is a messenger RNA of Anoplophora glabripennis (Asian longhorned beetle), 1449 nucleotides long. RefSeq lists its product as uncharacterized. Gene Ontology annotation, molecular function: DNA binding. Gene Ontology annotation, cellular component: nucleus. NCBI's taxonomy places the organism in Eukaryota, Metazoa, Arthropoda, Insecta, Coleoptera, Cerambycidae. Bases 1 to 1449 code for a protein of 482 amino acids. The record is from RefSeq and is a predicted model, not a curated record. The transcript has a single exon.
AUGAACAAGGAAAAUGUCAUAAAGUACUUUGAUUUACUUCAGGAUAUUUUAAUAGAAUAUAAUUUGAUUGGCAAGCCCGGUAAUAUUUUCAAUAUUGAUGAAACUGGGCUCCAAUUAAACAAUAAACCCGGGUAUGUUGUGGCUGCUAAGGGCUCUAGAAGUGUUUCCAACGUGACUUCUGGAGAAAAAGGGGAAACCAUAUCAGUUAUUGCCUGUUGUAACGGUGAAGGUGUAUUUCUUCCUCCAGCGUGUGUCUUGAAGGGGAAAAACGAAAAACCGGAGUACAAAGAUGGAAUGCCGCCCGGGUCAGCAAUCUAUAUGUCACAGAAGUCAGCUUAUGUGACAAGCGAGAUCUUCUAUUUAUGGCUAAGAAAUCAUUUUUUGCCUAGGAAACCAGUAGGAACGGUAUUAAUGAUAUUGGAUGGUCACAGUUCCCAUUGCAGCGCAGUGGACAUGCUUGAAUUUGCAGAGAAAAACAAUAUCAUUUUACUGUGCUUACCCAGCCAUACCACACACUACUUGCAGCCACUGGAUAGAGCAUUUUUCAAAUCUUUCAAGACGUUCUAUUACAAUGCAUGUAAUGUAUUUAUGAAAGCAAAUCCUAUGAGGAAAAUAAAUAGACUCGUAUUUGGUAGAUUGUUAAGUGAAGCGUGGAUAAAAGCAGCCACUCCAAGCAAUGGGAUAUCAGGGUUCCAUGCCACAGGCAUUGUUCCAUUUAAUCCUCAUGUCGUUCCUGACUAUGCCUUUCUAACAGAUGUCCCACCUCAGGGAGAAAAUUGUCAACCAGCUCUUUCAGAUCCGCCACCCACAACACAGGCAGGGCAUUUGCAGCCAAGUCCUUCACAUCAGCCAUCAACAACCAAUAAUGUUGCAGGAAAUUCCGUUUCCUCUGGACCGGGGUGUUCAAAUUUAGUUUUAAUUGAGUUACCACAAGCGGCUAGAUACAACAAUAACAACUGCAGUGAUCCGGUUUCAAAUAACUCGAGCGAUGAUGCUAUCACACCUGGCAAAAUGUUGGAUCAAAUUUUUCCAGUACCCAACUUACCUCGUCUUGAAGCGGCUCGCAAAAGGGCAAGAAACUUAGCCUCAGUUUUGAAUACUGAGAAUAACAUUAAAAUUUUGAAGGAAAAAAUACAGGUAAAAUGCAACAAAGAAGUAAUUAAGAACAAGGUUAAACAAACCAAAAAUAAGACCAUAAAAAAGAAAUUAGAAAUGCUUGACAAAUCCGAUGAGGAAAGCGAACCGGAUCUAGACGAUGAGGAAGAAGUCAUCGAUGAUGAUGAUAAUGACUACUGUGUAGGAUGCAGUGAAGAGUACAAGGCCACUAAGAAAAGUGUUGACUGGAUUAAGUGUGUAAGAUGUGAGCGCUGGUUGCACGAAGAUUGCACGAAAUAUGGAAACUACUGUGAUACCUGUGGAAAAUUUGUGCUCAAACGCAAGAAAAUAUGA